Molecule: messenger RNA, 1348 nt
Organism: Diabrotica virgifera virgifera (western corn rootworm)
Lineage: Eukaryota; Metazoa; Arthropoda; Insecta; Coleoptera; Chrysomelidae
Exons: 3
Coding region: 122-1330 (402 amino acids)
Source: RefSeq, a predicted model, not a curated record
UAUCUAAUCUUAAUAUAAUAACAGGUGUAGAAGACUUGACGUAUAUAAAUACUAUAUACUUUUUACAUCAGCAGUAGGUAGUUAUUUAGUUAGACAGUUUUGAUUGAAGUUAUUAGCCAAAAUGGAGAUUGCUAAAGAGCACAGAGCAUUAGUGGACCGUAUUGCUAGGGAAAAUGGAUUCACCGAUUAUGAAAUAAUAACUAGUUCUGGGUCGAACAAAGGAGACAACUUUCUAGGAAUCCUUACUGCUAUUACCAUUAAAAACAAGGAAAAGAGUUUGGAUGUUAUUUUAAAGACUUCAGAGACCAAUAAACAAGUUAGAGACUCUACUCCCUUUAGGGACCUUUAUAAGAGAGAAAUAUUUUUGUACGAACGGGUUUUCAAGGAAUUUAAGAAGCUUCAAGAAGAAUACAGCAUUGAAGAUCCCUUCGACAGUGUCCCCAAAUUUUAUUUGAGUUUUACUGAAGAUGAUCUUGAAGGUUUAGUGAUGGAGAAUCUAAAAACACAACAAUACCAGUUGUGGAAUAAGAAAGUCCCAAUAAACCCAGGACACACAAAAGCAGUACUCAUUGAGUAUGCCAAAUUUCACGCAGCUUCACUAGCAAUGAAAUACAAACAUCCUGAAUUAUUUAAAGAAUUGACAGAAAAUGGUCCACGUAAUCCAUACGAGAUCACUUACCAAGAAGGAAUCCAUGAGGAAAAGAUAGAACAUAGGAAAGCGUUUCUUACUCAUUCUUUAACUGAUAGUUUCAAAGCUGUAGAGGAUGAUCCAGUUUUGACAGAAUAUUUAGAAAAAUAUGGGCAAAAAUUAUUGCCUGAAGCUUUCUCUAAAUUACAAGAACCAGAAUACAAAGUUGUCAUAACACAUGGAGACUGUUGGUGUAAUAAUUUUAUGUUUCAAUAUCAGGAUCCAAACGUUAAAACAAAACCUCAAAGUUUACGUAUUAUUGACUGGCAAAUGUCUUCAUUUGGAAGUCCUUGUACAGACGUUUCCUAUUUUCUUCUGGCAAAUGGCUCAGAAGAGAUUUUAGAUGAUUUUGAAACCUACAUAAAAAUAUAUCACGACAAACUAUCUUCGCAGCUUCGUAAUUUUAGUUUGGAUCCCGAUGAAAUCUUUCCUUUGUCGAGGUUUCAAAAUCAUUUGAAGAAAAGUAUAUUACAUGGCAUGUUUAUGGCUCUUUUAACUAUAAAGUUGAUGGCGACUGAAUGGGUGCCUGAUCAUGUAGAAACUGUUGAAAAAUCUGGCGAUUCUAGUGUACUACAGAGUGAAGAAUAUAGUAGGAGAGUGAAAAUUUUGAUAAAUUUUUUGGUUAAAAAUAAAUAUUUGUAAUAAAAGUUUUGUAUCGUA